Molecule: messenger RNA, 7194 nt
Organism: Artibeus jamaicensis (Jamaican fruit-eating bat)
Lineage: Eukaryota; Metazoa; Chordata; Mammalia; Chiroptera; Phyllostomidae
Gene: CDON
Product: cell adhesion associated, oncogene regulated
Exons: 21
Coding region: 473-4255 (1260 amino acids)
Biological process (GO): axon guidance; cell-cell adhesion; nervous system development
Cellular component (GO): axon; plasma membrane
Molecular function (GO): protein binding
Source: RefSeq, a predicted model, not a curated record
CGCGCCCCGAUCCUCCGCCCCGCCCCUGACCUGAGUCCAGGGUGCGCGGCUCCGCGCUAGGAGACCGGGGACCCGCGCCUCCGCCCCGCCCCCGCCCGGCGCGUGGAGGCCGCUUGGAUCGCUGUCGCCGCGGUAGCCGUCCGCGCGGGAUGACCUGGGACGGCUGUGGGAGCUGGCUGCCGCAAGAGGUCUGGGGGCUCCGCCGGCCCGCCGAGAGGUGGCUGCUGUCCGUCUGGGCCUUAUCUUACUCCUAAAGGACAAUGUGAUCUCCCCCUUAUGCGAUCAUUCCUCUCACCUCUUCCUCACACUGUGCCUGGCAAGGCAUCAGUGCUGAAGCAGUGCUUUGCAAACUUUCGGGGGCAUCGGAAUUUCUCGGGAGAUGUUCAGAUGCAGAUGCCUAUUUGGCAGGAGGUGAGCCAAGACCUGGAUUUUGCUCCGGAAAUCUGUCCACCCGCUUCUGUAACCUGGCGCUAUGCAUUCGGAUCCUGGGCCCUUCCACACACUGCUCUCUGGUAUUCUUCUGACUCUGUGCUCUUCCGUGGGUUCAGACUUGGCACCUUAUUUCGUUUCUGAGCCACUGUCUGCGGUCCAGAAACUUGGUGGACCUGUAGUUCUGCAUUGUUCUGCUAAACCUGUGACUGCUCGUAUCACGUGGUGGCGUAAUGGGAAGAGACUGGAGAGAAACUUGGAACAGAUUAAGAUUCAUCAGGGGACUUUGACUGUUCUUUCUCUCAGCCCCUCCCUUUUGGGGGACUACCAGUGCAUUGCCAACAAUAGCGUCGGCGCGGUUGUGAGUGGCCCUGCCACAGUGUCCCUUGCAGUUCUUGGUGAUUUUGAUUCAUCCACAAAGCAUGUUGUUACAGCAGAAGAAAAAAGGACUGCUUUCAUUGGCUGCCAGGUACCAGCCAGCAACCCCAAAGCCGAGGUGCGCUACAAAGUUCGGGGGAAAUGGCUGAGACAUUCCACAGAGAAUUACUUAAUCCUCCCGUCGGGAAAUCUUCAGAUCUUGAAUGUGUCCGUGGAGGACAAGGGGUCCUAUAAAUGCGCAGCUUUUAAUCCCGUCACACAUGAGUUAAAAGUCGAACCCACUGGCCGAAAGCUCCUUGUGAGUCGCCCUUCUUCAGAUGACUUUCACAUUCUCCACCCCACCCUUUCGCAGGCACUAGCUGUACUUGCUCAUAGUCCUGUAACCCUGGAGUGUGUGGUGAGCGGGGUCCCCACUUCUCAAGUGCACUGGCUGAAGGACGGUCAGGAUGCCAUGGCGGGAAGCAAUUGGAGGAGGUUGUACUCUCAUCUCGCCACGGAUAGCAUUGACCCCGUGGAUGCUGGAAAUUAUUCCUGUAUGGUGGGAAGCACGUCUGGAGAUGUGAAACACGUGACUUACACGGUUAGCGUGCUUGAACAGGCUUCCAUUUCUAAAGGACUGCAGGACCAGACUGUGUCUCUGGGCGCCACCGUGCAGUUCACGUGUGAGGCUCGUGGGAACCCGCCCCCCAACCGUACCUGGCUUCAUAACGCACGGCCCGUCCACCCUUCCCCACGGCAUCUCACCACAGAAAGCGGAUUGAAGAUCAGCGAUGUCACCGUGGAAGACUCUGGCCUGUAUCAGUGUGUAGCAGAUAAUGGAAUUGGAUUCACGCAGUCUACUGGGAGACUUGAAAUUGAAAAAGCAGACAGUGGACUCAAGCCGGUUAUAGUUACAGCACCGGCAAGUACCCAGGUGGUGGACGGAGACUUCCUGACUUUGUCCUGCAAUGCCACGGGAGUGCCGGUUCCUGCCAUCCGUUGGUACCACAGGCACGGUUUGAUCACCAGCCAUCCGUCUCAAGUCCUUAGAUCUAAAUCCCGAAAAUCACACUCGCCAAGACCUGGGGGCUUUGACCUGGAGCCUGUCUACUUCAUCGUGUCCCGAGCUGGCUCAAGCUCUCUGUCCAUCCAGGCCGUCACCCAGGAGCAUGCUGGGAAGUACACCUGCGAAGCUGCGAAUGAGCACGGCACCGCGCAGUCUGAGGCUGUGCUCACAGUGGUUCCUUCUGAAACAAGUACAAAAUCAGGAAUGGUCACACCUUCUGAUGCCACUCAGAAUGCUAAAAGAGAUGGUUCAGCAACUGAAUUACUGAGCUCACUUCCAGUGAGGGAAGCUUCCGGUGCAGUGGGAUCACCGUCAGAGAAAAAUGCUAGUGGUGCCUCCGUCCCCGAUGCCCCCAUCAUUCUGAGCCCCCCACAGACCCCCACACCAGACACGUACAGCCUGGUCUGGAGGGCGGGGAAGGAUGGCGGGCUGCCCAUCAACGCCUAUUUUGUGAAGUAUCGAAAGCUGGACGACGGCGUGGGCGUGGCGGGGAGCUGGCACACCGUGCGGGUCCCAGGAAGUGAAAACGAGCUCCGUCUGACGGAGCUGGAGCCGUCCAGCCUCUACGAAGUGUUGAUGGUGGCGAGAAGCGCAGCGGGUGAGGGGCAGCCUGCCAUGCUCACCUUCCGAACUAGCAAAGAGAAAACGGCCUCAUCGAAGAGCACCCAGGCUUCCUCCCCCCCCGCGGGCGUCCCUCGGCGCCCGGUGGUCUCGGAGGCAGCGGAGCACUUUGGGGCCGUCCUGACUGACCCGUUGAGGCACAGUGGAGUUCCGGAGGCCCCUGAUCGGCCUACCAUCUCCACUGCAUCAGAGACGUCCGUCUACGUCACUUGGAUCCCUCGGGCCAAUGGGGGUUCUCCAAUCACUGCCUUCAAGGUGGAGUAUAAACGGAUGGGGACGAGCGAUUGGCUGGUGGCAGCUGAAGAUAUCUCUCCCUCCAAACUCUCAGUGGAAGUUCGAACUUUAGAACCAGGUUCAACAUACAAAUUCAGAGUCAUUGCUAUCAACCAUUAUGGUGAGAGUUUUCGGAGCUCGGCAUCUCGUCCUUAUCAGGUGGCAGGGUUCCCCAACCGCUACUCCAGCCGCCCUGUGGCCGGCCCUCACAUUGUGUACACCGAGGCCGUCAGCGACACUCAGAUCAUGCUCAAGUGGACGUACAUUCCAUCAAUUAACAAUGACACUCCCAUUCAAGGAUUUUAUAUUUAUUACCGGCCAACAGAUAGUGACAAUGACAGUGAUUACAAGAGGGACAUUGUUGAAGGCUCGAAGCAGUGGCACACGAUCGGACAUCUGCAGCCGGAGACCUCCUAUGAUAUUAAAAUGCAGUGCUUCAACGAAGGGGGCGAAAGUGACUUUAGUAACGUGAUGAUCUGUGAGACGAAAGUGAAACGUGUCCCUGGAGCUUCCGAGUAUCCUGUCAAAGACCUGAGCACCCCGCCCAGUUCUUCUGGAGGUGGGGGCCAUGUGGGGCCCGCGACCAGCCCCACCAGAAGCAGUGACAUGCUGUACCUGAUAGUGGGCUGUGUGCUGGGGGUGAUGGUGCUCAUUCUCAUGGUCUUCAUCGCCAUGUGCCUGUGGAAGAACCGCCAGCAGAGUACCAUCCAGAAAUACGACCCCCCAGGGUACCUCUGCCAAGGCUCAGAUAUCACCGGGCAGAUGGUGGAGUACGCAGCUCUGCCUGGCACGAAGCGGAUGAACGGAAGUGUGCACGGCAGCUUCCUGAGCAACGGUGGGCUCAGCAACGGCUGCUCCCAUCUCUACCAUAAGGUCCCGAACGGAGUCACUGGGAUUGGGAAUGGGAGCCUCAACGGAGGUCUUUACCCUGGGCACGCGAGCUCUCUAACCAGGACACGUGCGGACUUUGAACAUCCUCAUCAUCUGGUGAAUGGCGGCGGCAGGUACGCAGCAGUCCCGCAGACGGACCCCACCGAGUGCGCCGCCUGUCGGAACUGUUGGAACAACAACAGGUGUUUCACCAAAACGAACGGCACUUUCAGCAGCAACCCACUUUCCGUGGUCCCUCUGGCCGCACCUUGUCCCCAGGAUGGCUUGGAAAUGAAGCCCCUCAGUCACACGACGACACCUGUGUGUCAGGCUUCACCAGCCUCCGCCUGUGGCCCGUCACAGGAGAGCAGCAAGGAUGAAGCGGCGCCAGGACCUGCUCACCACGCCUGCUGUCCCGACAGCAGGCGUGGGGUUUACUCCGACACCACAGCAGGUGCAGCAGCGUCCGACAGAGGAGACAGCUACAUCCAUUCAGAAACAGAGAGCAACGUUUUAAGUUGGAAUCCUCUUAUUUUGCCUCCUGAUUCAAAGGACUGUGCUGGAAAGACAGCACAGUCUCCUCCUGGCGUUCCUCUGGACAGCCCUGCAGGGGCCCCGCAACAGCCGCAGGACACCUGAAGCCCAGCACAGGACAAGUCACUUCCCACUUCAAGCCAGUCACUGCACAGACCAGGCCUGGGGGUGGACUGCAUGAAGGACGUUAAUUCAAAUCAGAGAAAAGUCAUUAUUUAUUUUUGUAGUAGUAAUGUCAUAUGAAUGUAUCUGAAAAUGUGUGCCCUUUUAUAUUAUUUAUGCCUUAAAAAAAUUGUUCUUCCCUUUCCCUUCCCAACAGUAGGAAACAACCUAGUUUUUGCAUAGUUUUGCCUAGUUGCCAUCAUCCGAGAGCGUUCCAUGUCUUCCAAGAACCUCAGUGACAGCCCAGCCUGUGGCCAGUCCAGCCAGGAGCAAGCUGUGCGGGCCAUUCAGAGUUUUCAGAUGGAGAGCUGCCUUUCAGUCUUGUGCUCCUGGCUUUCUGAGGACGUUCUGAAACAGUUGUAGCCUACAUUUCUAACAGCAGGGCUCUUAGGGAUUUUAUCCGUGCCUUCCACAGAAGUGCAGCAGAUCAAUCAACUCACUGUCCACGUGGGCCCCGGUUCCGUCUGUUCUCCAGGCACCAGCGAGGUGCGGGCCAGAGGUGGGGUCCGGGCUGUGCGGUCCCAGGGAGGGAACCAAAGCCAGAGGGAAGAAGAAUGCCGUCAAGUCCUAUGGCUUUUAACAUUGCACGUGUUUAUACAAUGGUCACCUUGGGCCCCUUUUUAACUCUUCCCAAGAGUAGGGAUGAAAUAAGACUUUAAACUGAUGCCUUGAAGAGACGGAUUUACAUUCGGAGAAGACAGGGGAGGGUUCGCAGGGAGCACAGCCUGGCAGAAGCGCUCUGGUUAUCACAGGCCUGUGCUGGUGGGGCCCCUGCCCCUGCAAAACCACCCUUGCCCAGCUUCCCAUGUGGGGAUCUGACGGUAGAAAAGACUUCAUUUGGAGGGCCAGGACGCUGCGGUUUGAAAUUCCCUGACUUUUUUUGCAGGAGGUUGUCAUUGUAAACAGGCACCACAAGCUUUGGUUAGCAGAGCCCAUCAGUCACAGUUACGCUGCCUCGGAGUGACAGGGUAUUUGCAGCUGCCUUUGGAAGGCUUUUCUUCUUGGAUUCUAAAAAAAAAAACACCGCAAAACACAAAAACACUGUGUGUUGAAUAGCUGGAGCCCAGCUUUAAUGGAUCAUUGCUCCUUUUUGGGCGGUGUGUCCCUUUGGGGAAAGAAACUGAAAAUGAUUCUCUUCUGAGUCAGCAGUUUCAGCAUAAAUGAAAAAAUUUUACAGUUUCCCAGAAAUGACAGUGAAGUAGACUAGAAUACUAUGUUACUCAACUUUCUAUAUAAGUGCAUCAGUAUUCCCUUACAUACGUUUAUAUAUUUUAUAGAUAGAACUGUUAGCGGAAUGUGCUGUUGAAGCUGAGUCCCUCUGCAAGAACUCCUUCCGGUAGAAUGCGAGAGUGCGGUUUCGCGGGCAGGGAUUAGGGGCGUCCUAGGGUCAAGUUCUCCGUCCCGGGGGUCCGUGCCUGUGCUGUGCGGGAUUUCUUCAUGCUGCGUAGAUGCAGUUAGCUCUGGAGUGGGGGUGGCUUCAUCCCUGACUUCUGUGACUAGCAAAGGACGAAGUCUUAGGACCCAGAACAUGAAGCAUGCCCCAGAUUGUGGUCACGAAGCAAGUCCUAGAAAACCGGGGCGUGAACUCUGGUCGCCGUCAUUCUAAUUCAGGAAACAGGUGUGUCAGUGUGAGCCUGAGUCCUAAACUGCUUGUAAAGAUGAGUUUGAACGUGGAAUCUGUCCACCAGGCAGAGAAAACGACUCUACCUUUGGGGCAGUCUCACUGUGGACUGCUUUAUUUAUAUUGUCAGUAACGCUGUUUUAAGUGUUAUCCCUUUUAUUAUAUUUUAUUUAUAAAAAAUGCCUUUAUAUAUUGAGAUAUAUAAGUAUAAAUAUAAAUAUAUAUAUAUAUAGUUGCCUUCAUGUUUAGGAGUUAUGAGUUCCCCCUAACCACGAGUUGUUCUGGACUUCCACACCCUACACAGUCCCCGGAACUAGCCCUGCCUGGUGUCACUUCACUGGGGAGUCGAGGGCCGUGGGGCCCUGGGGGAGACGGCACUAACAUGGGCGCGGUGACUGCUGUGUCCCAGGCAGCAGGCUCAGAGCUUGUUACAGCUAUUUAACAAGCCCACAGAGUAGGUGUUGAAGUCCUCGAGUCUCACAGUGAGCUGCAGAGCCUGGAUUUGAACCCAGCAGACAUGGAGCCGAAAUCUGAGCUCCUUCCAUUUUUCCAUGCUGCUCUCCAAAAGCAUGUGGCUCCCUCUUUGAGUGGAGCCAGGCCAGCUCUGCACGCUCCGCCAGCCCCUGCUGCGAGACUCCUCUGAUGCUCCAACUCCGCACCGGAGGGAGGCGGCCCCUGGGCGCGUGGGCGUCUCUGCUCGCUGCUCUUUGUCUUCCCAGAGUUCCAUCUCUCUCUUUGAAGCGCCUACACCCCGACCCCCACCCGAACCUGAUCUUCACUUGGCUUAGUGAUACUGUAGUUGGGCAGGCCUCUUCAUGUUCCCUUUUGCCUUGGAGUUCUCUGUGACUCUUUGUUUUUACAUUAAACUUCCCCGUUUCUGUUGCAUCAUUUCACUAUCUCCUUUUUCCCUUUACGCACCGGUAGUCUGGCGACGGGUGACCAUACGGUGGCAUGCAGGGUGUCAGUUAAAUUGCAGUGUUUUAAACCUUUUGACGUGGUUUUUUAGAACAUUUCUUCCCGGUUUCAUUUCUGUCGGGUGAGUCUGAGGACCGGUGCGUCCCCAUUCAGGGGACUGUGCCCCAACUCUCGUUCCAGCUACAGCACUGCUGUGAGGUUCACUCCAAGAUUGGGUUUCACCUGCGUUGUUCUCUGUCAAAGCAGUGUUGAUGAGAUGCAUGUUUUUGUAUCAUAUUGAAAAGUAUGUUUUAUUUUCCUUGAAGUUGUAAUAGUGUGUUGGACAUUGUACAUAUUUUAAACGCUG